Molecule: messenger RNA, 4466 nt
Organism: Talpa occidentalis (Iberian mole)
Lineage: Eukaryota; Metazoa; Chordata; Mammalia; Eulipotyphla; Talpidae
Gene: MGAT5
Product: alpha-1,6-mannosylglycoprotein 6-beta-N-acetylglucosaminyltransferase
Exons: 19
Coding region: 1230-3455 (741 amino acids)
Biological process (GO): protein N-linked glycosylation
Cellular component (GO): Golgi apparatus
Molecular function (GO): alpha-1,6-mannosylglycoprotein 6-beta-N-acetylglucosaminyltransferase activity
Source: RefSeq, a predicted model, not a curated record
GUCAGCCCUUGUUAACUACUUGUACUAGCUUAACAAAAUCUUACUAAUGCAAUGGAUUUCAUUUCACUUGCAAAGUAAUUAUGUUUAGAGUGAGAGCCAGUAUCUGAGCUCCUGGCACAGAACAGAAUUCCCCAGAUAAUUUGAAUGAAGACUAAAGCAAGGAAGAUUUACAGGGGUGCUGGCAAAUUUGAGAAGCAGCAAGGCACCCAACGACAACAGCAGUGGGAAACCACUACCUUUCCUAGGCCUGAAAGGGACGGGGAAAAGUGGAAUCACUAGCAUGAUUGCCAGUGAGAUUUGGAACCAGACAGUGGCCACCCAGCAGGAGCUUUUGUCAAAGAGAAUAGAGUCCAAAGAUGUGGCAACCAAUGAAAACGGGAUUUGGGAAGAAAUACCCUGACCUCUGACCUCCUGUCUCCAUUCCCCUCCUCAGCCUCUGGUUGGAUGAACCAAUGGGAAGUGAGCAGGCAAGUGAGCAGGUAAGCGGAGUCAGGGGGCUAGGUCAUUGGUAUCAGAUUUCAAGGUACAGAAUAGGGCCAGGAAAGCAUGGCCGCAGGACAGACUAACCAGAUAGGCAUCACGUGCUCAUAGUGCUGAGCGUGAGAUGGUGUAGAGCAAGUAUUCUCUUCUUCCUAUUGCUUCUUAGGGUUUGGAUGACGGCUUGUUCAUGCCUCUCUUACAUACCAGCAAGACCAUUGAGGCAAAGAGAGAAAGAGGAAGCGAGGCACCACCUAAGAAAAAAAUUUUUCAUCAAAAUAUCAUAUUUUUCUGAAACCUGACUCUCAAUGUCCAUGUUGAGAAGUUCUCCGUGUAAACUCUCCCCUAGUUCAUGGCUGCCACUGGACAGGGCACCAAGGACAUGGAGGUCCAGCAGAGGGAAUGUCAUCCCUGGUAGCUCUAAGACCACGCUGAUGCUGGAGGAACCUCACCAACUGCUCUGCAGGGAUGAUAGCCUCAAGGGAAGGGAUAAAGAUGUCAGGGUAAAGCAGCAGAAUCAAGUUCAAAAGCCUUGCUAGUCUUCAUGGUUGUGACCAGGAGCAAGCAGGAGUGAUUAUUCUAAAGUGGACAGUGGAGGAGGAUCCACUAGGCCAUCAGAAUGGAAGCGAGGAAAGGAAAUCGGCUGACACAGGAGCCAGAGUGAGACCGAUGAACCCACAAACCUACACCAUGAAUUUGUGUCUCUUUUCCUCAUUGUAAGAGCCAAGGGCCAGUGAAGUUGCCAGAGAGCAAUGGCUCUUUUUACUCCGUGGAAGCUGUCCUCUCAGAAGCUGGGAUUUUUCCUCGUGACUUUUGGCUUUAUUUGGGGCAUGAUGCUCCUCCAUUUUACCAUCCAGCAGCGAACUCAACCUGAAAGCAGCUCCAUGCUGCGUGAGCAGAUCUUGGACCUCAGCAAGAGGUACAUCAAGGCGCUGGCAGAAGAAAACAGGAAUGUGGUGGACGGACCAUACGCUGGAGUCAUGACCGCUUAUGAUCUGAAGAAAACUCUUGCCGUGUUGUUGGAUAAUAUUUUGCAGCGCAUUGGCAAGUUAGAAUCAAAGGUGGACAACCUUGUAAUCAAUGGCACAGGAACAAACUCGACCAACUCCACAACAGCUGUCCCCAGCUUGGUAGCACUUGAGAAAAUUAAUGUGGCAGAUAUCAUUAAUGGAGCUCAAGAAAAAUGUGUAUUGCCUCCUAUGGAUGGCUACCCCCACUGCGAGGGGAAAAUCAAGUGGAUGAAAGAUAUGUGGCGCUCAGAUCCCUGCUACGCAGAAUAUGGAGUGGAUGGAUCCACCUGCUCCUUUUUUAUUUACCUCAGUGAGGUUGAAAAUUGGUGUCCUCGUUUACCUUGGAGAAUAAAAAAUCCCUAUGAAGAAGCGGAUCAUAAUUCUUUGGCAGAAAUUCGUACGGAUUUUAAUAUUCUCCAUGGUAUGAUGAAAAAGCAUGAAGAAUUCCGGUGGAUGAGACUACGGAUCCGACGAAUGGCUGAUGCUUGGAUCCAAGCAAUCAAGUCCCUGGCAGAAAAGCAGAAUCUUGAAAAGAGAAAAAGGAAGAAAGUCCUUGUUCACUUGGGACUCCUGACUAAGGAAUCUGGAUUUAAGAUUGCAGAGACAGCUUUCAGUGGUGGCCCUCUUGGUGAAUUAGUUCAGUGGAGUGAUUUAAUUACAUCUCUGUAUUUACUGGGCCAUGACAUUAGGAUUUCAGCUUCACUGGCUGAGCUCAAGGAAAUAAUGAAGAAGGUUGUAGGAAACCGAUCAGGCUGCCCAACUGUAGGAGACAAAAUUGUUGAGCUCAUUUAUAUUGAUAUUGUAGGACUCGCUCAAUUCAAGAAAACUCUUGGACCAUCCUGGGUUCAUUACCAGUGUAUGCUCCGAGUCCUAGAUUCAUUUGGCACCGAGCCAGAGUUUAACCACGCUAACUAUGCCCAGUCAAAAGGCCACAAGACCCCCUGGGGCAAAUGGAAUCUGAACCCACAGCAAUUCUAUACCAUGUUCCCUCAUACUCCAGACAACAGCUUUCUGGGGUUUGUGGUUGAGCAGCACCUGAACUCCAGUGACAUCCACCACAUUAAUGAAAUCAAAAGGCAGAACCAGUCCCUAGUGUAUGGCAAAGUGGAUAGCUUCUGGAAGAACAAGAAGAUCUACUUGGACAUUAUUCACACAUACAUGGAAGUGCAUGCAACUGUUUAUGGCUCCAGCACAAAGAAUAUUCCUAGUUACGUGAAAAACCAUGGUAUCCUCAGUGGACGGGACUUGCAGUUUCUUCUUCGGGAAACCAAGCUGUUUGUUGGACUUGGGUUCCCCUACGAGGGCCCAGCUCCCUUGGAGGCCAUUGCAAAUGGAUGUGCUUUUCUGAAUCCCAAGUUCAACCCACCCAAAAGCAGCAAAAACACAGACUUUUUCAUUGGCAAGCCAACUCUGAGAGAGCUGACAUCCCAGCAUCCUUAUGCUGAAGUUUUCAUCGGCCGACCACAUGUUUGGACUGUUGACCUCAACAACCAGGAAGAAGUAGAAGAUGCCGUGAAAGCGAUUUUAAGUCAAAAGAUUGAGCCAUACAUGCCAUAUGAAUUUACAUGUGAGGGAAUGCUGCAAAGAAUCAAUGCCUUCAUUGAAAAGCAGGACUUCUGCCACGGGCAGGUGAUGUGGCCGCCUCUCAGUGCCCUGCAGGUGAAGCUCGCUAAGCCCGGGCAGUCCUGCAAGCAAGUGUGCCAGGAGAACCAGCUCAUCUGCGAGCCCUCUUUCUUCCAGCACCUCAACAAAGACAAGGACAUGCUCAAGUACCAGGUGACCUGCCAAAGCUCAGACCUGGCCAAGGACAUCCUGGUGCCCUCCUUCGACCCCAAGUACAAGCACUGUGUGUUUCAAGGUGACCUCCUGCUGUUCAGCUGUGCCGGCGCCCACCCCAGACACCAGAGGAUCUGCCCCUGCCGGGACUUCAUCAAGGGCCAGGUCGCCCUCUGUAAGGACUGUCUAUAGCGCAGGCCGGCUCCAAGCACACUCCGCUGGGAAAGACAUUGGCUCCAGCCCUGGGGGACGAGCCGGGGGCUCCGAGUCAUCCAGGGACUCUCGCCAGAGCCUGAACAUUUUGGUGGAAGGUUUCGAUUUGGUGUUGCUCCUACUGAGGUCAGCACCACAGUGGAGUUCUCGCCAAAAGAAAACCAGAGCAGAUGUCAGGCCCGGCGCCUGGCCUCUCCCUGGCACAAACUAUCGGGAGACUCUUGACGCAGCUGCUCCAGGAUAGAAAGAGAGUCUCAAGAUUUAUUUCAAAACAAAACCAGAAACGGAAUUGAGCGGAUUGGAGAAACUCUAUAUGGGAACAUUCUUAAACCCAUUAACUUAUUUAUUUGGGGGAGGGUGGCGGGAGGGCAAAGGGAGUGAUCACAAUUCUUGUUUCUUCUUUGAUUUUUCCACUGUUCACCAUCCGCUGUCACUAUGAUAUCCCUGUCUGCGUCGGGUGGGGUGCAGGAGGGAGAGACUGUGCUGUGGGGCUGCUGGCACUCUUGAGGGCAGCUGUGGGGACCUCACUCCUCUAAGUGAUGGUGGGACAGCAACAGGAAGUCAUGUGUGGCAUGACAGACGGCAGCUAGAGGACAGGAAUCCCUGGGGUGGGGGACCUGCCAGUGUUGUCCAGAGAGCCCGGCCAGGGACCAAAGAUGGGGCUGCUUUGCAGUGAGAGAGUCUCCUUUUCUCUCUCUGCCCGCCCCCCGCCCCCGACACAGUUUGGUCCUAAUUUCGGUUAGACUUCCUUUAGGAAAAAAUGCGAUGGCGGGGAGUUGACAUUUGCCAACGUGUAGUAAAUCGGACCUCCCUUCCGUGCCCCAGGAGGGACGAGGGGAGAGACACAGAGCUGUGAGUUAUCUUGAGCUUGCAGAUCUUGCUCACUAGUCCCCCGGAGGGUUCUCAUUGAACUGGGGUUCCGACAAGACUGCAGCUGGCCCCGUCACUGAAGUCCAGGAAUCUAGGACCCGCUUUGCACUUGAUGUUGGC